Molecule: messenger RNA, 2466 nt
Organism: Medicago truncatula (barrel medic)
Lineage: Eukaryota; Viridiplantae; Streptophyta; Magnoliopsida; Fabales; Fabaceae
Product: putative leucine-rich repeat receptor-like serine/threonine-protein kinase At2g19230
Exons: 11
Coding region: 1-2346 (781 amino acids)
Biological process (GO): protein phosphorylation
Molecular function (GO): ATP binding; protein kinase activity
Source: RefSeq, a predicted model, not a curated record
AUGGCCUCCUAUUCAUUUGACAGUGGAGCAAACAAUAAUGAGAAUGUUACUGAAUUUUCUUUUAGCAUUGCUUGGUGUUCUUACUAUUUGGUUUUGAUACAAGCUCAGGAUCAAUCAGGAUUCAUCAGCAUAGAUUGUGGCCUACCUGAAAAUUCAAACUACACUGAGAAGAUCACAGGCAUAAACUACAUAUCAGAUGCAGAAUUCAUAGAUACAGGUGUAAGUAAGAGUAUAUCACCUGCAGAGAUGAUUACUCAUCAACAACAACUACAUUUUGUACGGAGCUUUCCAAGUGGAGUUAGAAACUGUUACAGAAUAAAUGUAAACAUGGGUGUUCAAUAUUUAAUCAGAGCUACUUUCCUUUAUGGAAACUAUGAUAAUAUAAAUGAACCACCACAAUUUGAUCUUCAUUUUGGACCUAAUGUGUGGGAUACGGUGUUGUUAUCCAAUGCAUCACGCCCCACAAUCAAGGAGAUCAUUUACAUUCCAUCAAAAGAUUACAUACAACCAUGUCUUGUUAAAACAGGCAAAGGGACUCCAUUCAUUUCAACUAUAGAAUUGAGGACUUUGGGCAAUGAUUCUUAUAUCGGAGACUCAAAAAAACCAGUAAUAUUAUCACACUUCAUGAGAUAUGAUUUAGGUUCCAUCACAAACUUAGAAUACAGGUACAAAGAUGAUGUUUAUGACCGCAUCUGGUCGCCUUAUGAAUCAAGUGAUUGGAGACGAUUAAGCACCUCACUUAACAAUAAUGCUCUAGCUCAAAAUAGUUAUAAACCACCAGCAAUUGUGAUGACCACAGCGGCUACACCAGUAAAUGCUAGCGCCCCUUUACAAUUUCAUUGGUAUGCAGAUAGUGUAAAUGAUCAAUACUACCUCUACUUGUACUUUAACGAGGUUGAGAAGCUGGCUGGAAAUAAAACUAGAGCGUUCAAUAUCACACUGAAUGACGAGUUUUGGUAUGAACCUGUGGUGCCAGCUGUCAUAUAUACUACAACACAUAUGACUGGAGCCAAAAGGUAUCAAUUUUCCCUUAUUAAGACAGAGAAUUCAACCCUUCCACCCAUCCUCAAUGCCUAUGAGGUUUAUAAAGUAAAACAAUUCUUACAACCAGAAACUCAACAAGAUGAUGUUGAUACUAUCACAAACAUCAAGAAGACUUAUGGGGUGGCUAAAAAUUGGCAAGGAGAUCCAUGUGGCCCUGUGAAGUAUAUAUGGGAAGGCCUAAACUGCAGCGUUGAUGGAUAUAACCCCCAAGAAUCACAUCUUUAUGAUAAUCCUGAUCUUUGUAUGACGGCACCAUGCAGAAAGAAAAAUUUAACUGUACCACUUAUUGCAUCAUUUUCUGCAUUAAUUGUUAUCCUAUUGAUUUCUCUUGGAUUUUGGAUAUUCAGAAGACAGAAAGUUACGUCUUCAAAUUCUAAAAAAAGGGGUUCAAUGAUAUCAAAGCAUGAAAGAUUCAGUUAUACUGAAAUUCUCAAUAUUACUGAUAACUUCAAAACCAUUCUUGGAGAAGGAGGUUUUGGAAAAGUUUACUUCGGCAUUCUACAAGAUCAAACUCAAGUAGCUGUUAAGAGGCUUUCGCUAUCAUCAAUGCAAGGUUAUAAGGAAUUUCAAUCAGAGGUUAGCCAUUCAUUGGUUUAUGAAUACAUGGCCAAUGGAAAUCUCCAACAACACUUACAAGGUAAUUCGGAAACUUCAAAUAUCUUAAAAUGGAAUGAGAGACUUAACAUUGCAGUUGAUGCAGCAAACGGAUUGGAUUAUCUGCAUAAUGGAUGCCAACCACCUAUUAUGCAUAGAGAUUUGAAGCCGUCCAACAUAUUACUAGAUGAUAACAUGCAUGCCAAGAUUGCUGAUUUUGGUCUAAGUAGAGCUUUUGAUAACGAUAUUGAUUCUCAAAUACUCACGCGCCCUGCUGGUACACUUGGUUAUGCUGAUCCUGAAUAUCAGCGAACGGGAAACACAAAUAAAAAAAAUGAUAUCUACAGCUUUGGGAUAAUUCUAUUUGUGUUGAUAACCGGGCGUCAAGCAAUAGUAAGAGCAGCUGGAGAAAAUAUUCACAUACUUGAAUGGGUUAUUCCCAUAGUUGAAGGAGGAGAUAUUCAGAAAGUUGUUGAUCCAAAGUUGGAGGGUAAAUUUAGCAUCAAUUCAUCAAGAAAAUUUCUAGAGAUUGCCAAAUCAUGCAUUUCACCAACUUUAGCCGAAAGGCCGGACAUAAGCCAAAUAUUGGCAGAACUGAAGGAGUGUUUAUCUUUGGAGAUGGUUCAGAGACACGAAGAAAGCGAAAACGAUGUAAUUGAAAUGUCUUCUUCAUCAUUUCAAUCAGUAACCGCCCCCUUUCCUAGGUAACUACCAUAUGUCAUUUCUUCCACCUAUUCACUGUCCCUCGUUUGUACAAAAUAUAUAAUAAUAAUUUGUACUUUUGAAGUUUCAUGGAACAAAUUAAGGAUUAUAAUCUCAUCAUAUAUA